Messenger RNA from Solanum pennellii, 892 nucleotides. RefSeq lists its product as uncharacterized. Lineage: Eukaryota; Viridiplantae; Streptophyta; Magnoliopsida; Solanales; Solanaceae. The coding region runs from base 90 to 788 and encodes 232 amino acids. The transcript has 2 exons. The record is from RefSeq and is a predicted model, not a curated record.
UUAUGUAAAUUUUAAAUUAUUAUGUCAAUCUUUAAUAAUUUUUUUGUUAUUAUUAUUUGUUUAUUCAUUAUAGGCUAGGGGGUCAUGAAAUGCAGUAUCGUCGAGCUCGGAUGAUUGAAAAUGAUGAAAAUCAAUCUAAUGAAAUGAGACAAUAUGCAGAGGAAGUCGCUCGUAUUUCAAUGGAGUCAAUGAAUGCGGCCUUUCAGGGAACGCCAUUGAGCUUUGAUCCUGAUUACAAUCCUCCCACUCAAUACGAUGAACCACCACCAGUACAAGUAUCUCGCCGAUCACGACAAACAACACCGAGAGAGGGUGCUCGUCGAGGUAGAAGGACCGCUGGUGAAACAGUUGAUUUUUCUGCAGGGCCCUCUAACACUAAUGUGGCGACUCCCGAGCCUUAUUAUCCCACGUUUAAUUUUUCUACAGGGCCCUCUAACACUAAUGUUAAUUUUUCUAGUCAGCAAACAGUUGGUUUUGUAACUCCACAGGUUUCAAUAUCUGGUUUUGCGCAAUUUAGUGGAUCUCAAUAUGGUAUUCGACAUGGUAUGCGUGAAUUUCCUAUACAUAAUUCUCUAUUUGGUGGAAGAUUGAAUUUUUCGAAUGUAACUGUGUCCGAUGAUUCAAGAUUUAAUGCUGGGGCUUCACAAAAUUUAGUUCUUAAUAGACAAAAUCCACCUCGGAGAACAUCUAGGCUACACAAAUCAACUAUAUGUGGAACAGGCAGUCACUAUCAAAAUGAGGAAGAUUUUGAAAAUGAAGAUGAAAAUGAUUCGGAUUCAGAAGAAUAAUUUUUUUUAUGCACCUUUAUUCUAAAAGGCUGAAGAUUCGAAUUUUGAAAUAUGUAAAUUUUGUUGUUUCGUGCAAGUUUGAACAAAGUAAUGAGAUUCUUUUA